Molecule: messenger RNA, 1741 nt
Organism: Pieris brassicae (large cabbage white)
Lineage: Eukaryota; Metazoa; Arthropoda; Insecta; Lepidoptera; Pieridae
Gene: Ktl
Product: BTB/POZ domain-containing protein KCTD12
Exons: 1
Coding region: 7-708 (233 amino acids)
Biological process (GO): protein homooligomerization
Source: RefSeq, a predicted model, not a curated record
CCAGCCAUGGCGGACGUGCCGCCUGAGGUCCUCGAGCUGAACGUAGGCGGCGUGCACUACGCGACUACACGUGAUACGCUGUUGCGCGAACCAGACUCGCUGCCCGCCGCCGCGCUUGAAGAUUCCGAAUAUCCGCGCGAUGCUCGCGGUCGCAUCUUUUUCGACCGCGACGGCGUUCUCUUCCGAUACGUGCUAGAUUAUCUUCGUGAUGGCGGGCUCGUGCUUCCUGAAUGCUUUCGCGAGCAUAAACGUCUCGCGCGGGAAGCCAGACAUUACAGGCUUCCCGGACUCGAGAAUGCGGUGAGGGAAGCGGAUCCCCGACCUCCUAAUCGUGAGCGGGGCUGCAUUACGGUGGGAUAUCGUGGCAGUUUUGCUUUCGGGAGGGACGGUCUCGCUGAUGUUAAAUUCCGUAAAUUAUCACGCAUAUUGGUCUGCGGAAAGGUGACGUUAUGUCGAGAUGUGUUUGGAGAAACGCUGAAUGAAUCACGAGAUCCUGACCAUGGUUUGGCUGACAGAUAUACUUCAAGGUUCUUUUUAAAGCAUUCUUUUAUAGAGCAAGCCUUUGACAUGCUUCAAGAACAAGGGUUUAAGUUGACGGCGAGCUGUGGUAGCGGAACGGCUGGAGGAGCAGCUGAAUUGAAACCUGGAGUUGAUUCAGAGGAAAAUCGCUGGAAUCACUACAACGAAUUUGUUUUCGUACGCGAAUAAUAUUAACCUGUUCGCUAUCAGCUGAUGAUGUUAUCAAAACAAUCUCAGGUAACGUGGGAGGCGUACGGUGAAUAAUAGAAGUUACCUCUUAUUUUAGUAUCUGUUCGAUUUGUAGUAUGUUAAACUCGAAAAUACAUUAGGUAAUAGAUAAUGUACUUACUGUAUGUCUCAUUUAGACUUUUAUGAGACAUUAAAGAAACCUAUUUAAUUCAGAAAUUGAUAAUGAAUUAGAUGCAUUGUAGAUAAAAAUACAUUCAUAAUUAUUGUAAUCAAAUUAGAUGUGUAAUAUAGAUAAUAGAGUAAAAUGUAAAAAUAUAAAAACGUUUUGUAGACUAAAUUACAUAUAUAUUAAAAAUUGUAGAUUUAUCUAUCUUUUGAAUUGUGUACCAAGUACGUACUUGAAAUUGUCAAAUAAACAUUAAUUUAGAAAUACAUAUAAAUAUAAAAAAAUCUAUUUGCCAAAAACUUCAUAAAAUUUGUUUAUAGGAAUUGUUAUGAAUUAUAAUUAUUAUCCUACGUAAAUUAAAAAUACUUUUACCUAUAAUUUCAUUUAAUAACGUGUAUCCGCUGUGUUGUGAUUAAUUAUUAUAUUUUAUAACUAUCUGUAGUUAAUAUAUGAAAGCAUUAUUUUCUCUAUCAAUUUUAAGGUUUAUUCAUAUAAAAGAGCGCAACAAAUGUACCUUACUAAAAUAGUUGAACAAAAUAAGAAUUUUUAAUAGAAAACUAUUGGUAUAGAACAUACAUUAGACUUUCUCUUUGAAGAGUAAUAAAAAUAAGUACUGUAACUCUUGAUAUCCACAUAAUUUUUUUUUUAUCAUUCGUCGUUCCAAUGUAUGUUAUAUUUUAUCGCUGUAAUCACAGUAAUCCUAUCUAUAAUUUGUUAUAUUGUAUUGCUUUAAAUUAGUAUUGGACUCGGACAUAAUCUCAAACGUAACAAUUGUAGAUUUAAAUUUCAUUGAAAUAAAAAUAAUCAUUGUAAAUUAUAAUUAUGUAUCAAUUAUUUUUUUUAUAAAUAACCCUUUAAGAUUACUUA